This is a messenger RNA of Amphibalanus amphitrite, 1751 nucleotides long. Its product is annotated as lysyl oxidase homolog 2B-like. Lineage: Eukaryota; Metazoa; Arthropoda; Thecostraca; Balanomorpha; Balanidae. The coding region runs from base 7 to 1578 and encodes 523 amino acids. Gene Ontology annotation, molecular function: copper ion binding; protein-lysine 6-oxidase activity. The record is from RefSeq and is a predicted model, not a curated record. Gene Ontology annotation, cellular component: membrane. Gene Ontology annotation, biological process: peptidyl-lysine oxidation. The transcript is spliced from 11 exons.
UGCGCCAUGGAGUCCCGCCGCCCGCCGCCGCCGCCGCCGCUCUUGGUUCUGGCGCUCCUGCUCCUGACGGCGGCUGCUGCCGUCCACGGCCAGUCCAUUGACGACUGGUUCACUGACGAGGAGCUGCGCGAGCUAGACAUGGAGCCCGAACGGGGACCGAGCGGCUCCGUGGAGGGCUUUCGGACCGAGUUCCUGAGCCGCGGCCGACGCCGAUCGUUCCGCGGUCAGAGGCAGUACCAGGUUCGGCUGGUCGGAGGCACCUCCAGACAAGGCAAUGUGGAGGUGCUGAUUUACGACUGGCGCGAGCAAAUAGCCGGCUGGAGGUCGGUGUGUGACAUCGGCUGGACCCAGGCUCACGCUGAGGCCGUCUGCAGACAGCUCGGCUUCCCAGGACCCGCCGUCGCCACCAGACAUGGACGCUCCGGAUUCAGAAGCACCGGGUUCGGCAGCAUGGUGAGCAACUGCCAGGUGGGCCGUCGUGGCCUCCGGGACUGCCUCCAUGACGGCCUGGGCGCCAUCGCCGAGUGCAGCUCGCGCAACGUGGCAGGCGUCAUCUGCGGCGACGACCCCUCCACCGCCUUCAGUCAGCCUAUCGAAGUGCGGCUGCGCAAUCGCAUUGGCAGCAGAGGAGACGUCGAGGUGCGGUACGGCAACCGGGGCUGGGGGCCGGUGUGUGGCGAUGGAUUCGAUCUGCGGGAUGCCACGGUGGUGUGCCGUCAGCUGAACCUGGGAGCCGCCAGGAGGUCCUACAUCAGCGGCCGUCGAGCGAGCGGCGCGUUCAUCCUGGCCGGAGUGGAGUGUUCCGGCCGCGAGAGCAGCCUGGCCCAGUGCCGCUCCGUGAGGGGCGCCUCGGUCCGCUGUGCCGGAAACCAGUUCAGCGGCGCAGCAGUCGAGUGCGCCGGACGACGGUCCCGCGGCCUGCCUGACCUAGUUAUCGACCCUGAAGAGGUCGAGAAGAGUGCCUUCAUCGACAACCAGUCGCUGGGGUCGCUGACCUGUGCCUUGGAAGAGAAGUGCCUGUCCGACUCAGCAUACCUGGUACGAGCGCGAGAGCCAAGACUUUGGAAGUCGCGACGACGAAAGCUACUCCGGUUUACCAACAAAGUGCAAAACAUCGGCGGGAGUGACUACCGUCCCCACACCGACCCUGCCCAGUGGCAGUGGCACUCGUGUCACAGCCACUUCCAUAGCGUGGAAAGCUUCUCUGAUUAUGACCUCACUUACCCGGGAACAAACAGAAGGGCCGCUCAAGGACACAAGGCGUCAUUCUGCUUGGAAGAUUCAGAGUGCAAAGCAGGCAUUCCCCAGAGGUACCGGUGUCAGAUCGGCACCAGCCGUGAGCGGUUCCCGCAGGGUAUCCGUGCCGGCUGCGCAGACGUCUACGCCUCCUACAUCGACUGUCAGUGGAUUGACGUCACUGACCUUCAGUCGGGGCCCUACACUCUGCGGGUGAGGGUCAAUGGUAACCGCAUGGUGGCUGAGGAGAGUUUCGACAACAACCAGGUCAUCUGCCGGGUCAGGCUGGACCUGGAGCGGGAGAGGACCCAGGUCUCCAACUGCCGAUUGGCGCCGCUCUGAAGACGUGGCAAGUCAUCUGCCGCGUCCGGCUGGACCUGGAGCGGGAGAGGACCCAGGUCUCCAGCUGCCGAUUGGCGCCGCUCUAAAGACGUGGCGUGACAAACACUUACCCGAGAACGCCGCGUGAUUUUAUGUAACUAGAAAAGGCGAAAUAUACGAAUUGGUCUAUACAA